UGGUUGAUUUCUUGAUAUUUAAGGAACCCAUAUCCAUAUAUAUACGCAUGCCAUGGUUACCGUACUAGAGAGAGCAUUUUCAUUCAUAUCAGGCCUUGCACACUCUUACUUUCGCUAUCGAGACAACCACAUAAUCAACAACUUGAACUACAACAUGACUAGGGGUCGUCCCCUUGCCUUGCAGACAGUGGAGCUGAAAGUAAGGAUGUGCUGCACAGGGUGCGAGAGAGUGGUCAAAAACGCCAUCCACAAGCUUAGAGGGAUUGACUCGGUGGAGGUGGAGUUGGAGAGGGAAAAGGUAACAGUGGUGGGGUACGUAGAUCGGAACAAAGUGCUAAAGGCAGUGAGGAGGGCUGGAAAGAGGGCCGAGUUCUGGCCCUACCCAGAACCCCCUCUCUACUUUACAUCAGCCAACAACUAUUUCAAAGACACAACUCACGAAUUCAAAGAGAGUUACAACUAUUAUAAACAUGGCUACAAUCUCGGGGACAAGCAUGGGACCAUUCCGAUCAAUCAUCGAGGAGACGACAAGGUCAGCAACAUGUUCAACGAUGACAACGUCAAUUCUUGCUGCCUCAUGUAACUCAUCAUGCAAUCUCAUCAUGUAUAUAUACAUAAAAGAAUGUGCAUGCAUGAUCACCAUGAUCUGAAUCUUCAUCGAUCCAUGUAAUAUAACUGAUCAUCGAAUGAUUUGAUUUGGGGGUGAUUUGGAUGGAAAUGAUCCGUCAAUCUCUUUCGUUGUACUGUGAAGUGUGCAAAGCUUUAUUUGCUGUUGUGCCGAUUGUAGAAGCUGUGGGGAAUCUAUUCAAUUAAUGGAAGGAUCCAUUUAAGGGCUCUUA
Messenger RNA from Carya illinoinensis, 839 nucleotides. RefSeq names its product heavy metal-associated isoprenylated plant protein 30-like. Lineage: Eukaryota; Viridiplantae; Streptophyta; Magnoliopsida; Fagales; Juglandaceae. The transcript is spliced from 3 exons. Gene Ontology annotation, molecular function: metal ion binding. The record is from RefSeq and is a predicted model, not a curated record. The coding region runs from base 53 to 583 and encodes 176 amino acids.